UACACACACACACACACUGACUGAAGACUGGCAGGCGGAUAGAGGCUAGUUAGCUAGUCAGGUGCUAACUCAGCUAAGUGGUAGCAUUGUACCUUCCUCCUCUGGGCACCGUUAUAAUGGUGCGGACGUAAGACGCGAACCCGAAGUUAAACCAAGUGGCAGGUCGUCGUUCGGGUUGUUUGUAAUUAGCUAACCGAGGUGUUGCUAACGCGGAAGGCGUCCACACACACAGUAAUCAAUGGUUAGCUCAGCCCACAGCACAGUCUGCUCAUUGUGAGGAGACAUUUCCCCCUGAGCUGAGGACAGGAUGUCUAAACGUCUGAGAAACACUGAGCUCUGCGCUGAUUGUAAUGUCCCAGAACCUCGUUGGGCCUCCGUGAACAGGGGCGUGUUGGUCUGCGAUGAGUGCUGCAGCGUUCACCGAAGUCUGGGAAGACACAGCUCCCAAGUCCGCCACCUGACGCACACGCCGUGGCCGCCUACACAGCUUCAGAUGGUUCAGACAUUAUACAGCAACGGUUCAAAUUCCAUAUGGGAGCACUCCCUCCUGGACCCCGCAUCUGUGAUGAGCGGGAAACGCAAGGCCAACCCUCAGGACAAACUGCACCCAAACAAAUCAGAAUUUAUAAGAGCCAAAUAUCAAAUGCUGGCAUUCGUCCAUCGCAUGCCUUGCCGAGAGGACGACAGCUCGACAGCCAAGGAUCUAAGUAAGCAACUUCACUCCAGUGUACGCACAGGGAAUCUGGAGACUUGUUUGAGGUUGCUAUCCCUCGGAGCACAAGCUAAUUUCUUUCACCCCGAAAAGGGAAACUCUCCCUUGCAUGUAGCAGCAAAGGCAGGGCAAGUAUCUCAGGCUGAACUGUUAACUGUUUAUGGGGCAGAUCCUGGCGCCCCUGACAGCAAUGGCAAAACGCCCAUCGACUAUGCAAGGGAAGCUGGCCAACAUGACCUGGCAGACAGACUGGUGGAGAUUCAAUAUGAACUAACUGAUCGACUGGCGUUCUACUUGUGUGGGAGGAAACCAGAUCAUAAAAACAGCCAGCACUUCAUUGUUCCACAAAUGGCCGACAGCAGUUUAGACCUAUCAGAACUGGCCAAAGCAGCAAAGAAGAAACUACAGUCUCUCAGUAAUCAUUUAUUCGAGGAGCUGGCCAUGGAUGUGUAUGAUGAGGUGGACCGACGAGAGACGGAUGCAGUGUGGUUGGCCACACAGAAUCACAGCACCCUGGUGACAGAAACAACCGUGGUGCCUUUCCUGCCUGUGAAUCCAGAGUAUUCAUCAACACGGAACCAGGGACGACAGAAACUUGCAAGAUUUAAUGCACAUGAAUUUGCAACUCUGGUGAUCGACAUACUAAGUGAUGCCAAGCGCAGACAACAGGGGAACUCAGUGGCCAGUCCCAAAGACAAUAUUGAACUCAUCCUGAAGAGUGUGGCUAUCAGACACUGUAGCGACAGCCAGGACAACGACCAGCCUGACUAUGAUAGUGUGGCGUCGGACGAGGAUACAGAUCCAGAGCUAAACUCCAGCAAAGGAGACAGGACCAAGAGUCUGGACUCUGACCUCUCAGACAGCCCCAUUACUAUGCAAGAAUACUUGGAAGUGAAACACGCGCUCUCAGCCUCUGAAGCCAAGAUUCAGAAGCUCAUGAAAGCCAAUAACAACCUGAGCGAUGAGCUGAGGCUGAUGCAGAAAAAGAUGUGAGAAGAACAAGUCCACCAUUACUCCAGUUAAUAACAAACACAGUUUAGUCCCAUUUUUUUGUUACCUAUAAAUUAAAGUUAUAGAUAUGCUAUGUCAUGUUACUAACAAGCAUGUUUCAAGAGCAUGACAGGUUUUUAUCCCUUCAUAGUUAUAGUCACUAACUUAAAUUGUAUGUGUGUGCCUUGCUCACAUGUAGUGUGUUGACUGAAUAGAAUGUUUUUAGAUGAUUUCUAGCUGUUAACAUAUGGAUUUAUUGUUGGACAUGUUUUUUAAGCAGAUACAUUUCAUAGAAAGCACGCUCCUCAGCUGAUUCAAGUCUGGAAUAGUGAUAUUGUACCAAACUGCUGAUUUGUAAGAUAUAUUUAUACAAUAUAUAUUUUUGACCACAGAAAUUCUAGAACAUGUAACAGCUAGGUGUUUUGUCAAAAUGAAUCAUUGACAGUGAGGUUACUCUUUUAUUUUUUACAUGUGUUAAAGGGUUUUAAUUUGGUUGUUUGGAAGGAGGGUGCAGAAUUUGUGUCUUAUUUUCUGGGGGUAGACAGUAGACUGUGUAUAAAGACAGAUGACGCGUCUCCACAUCUUCCAGUUUUACAAAAAUGAAGCUAAAAUAUCCGGGAUAUUGUUGCCACCAUCUUGUGCUGGAUGGAGCUGAGCUGCAGUAUCAAGGUCCUGUUGAUGCAAUCGACCGAUGGCAAGUUGGUCUCAGCUGUUAACCAUCACAUAUAUAUACCGUUUUUUAUAGCAUCAACUAAUUUAAUCCAAACUCAUCUGGGGAAUGAACACAAACCUCAGUGUGAUAAGAAUGAAACCAUUCACUAUCUCGGAGGAAGUGAGAUUUAUGACCCUUACUGCAGCCAGCCACCAGGGGUGAUCAAGAUGCUUUGGCUUCACUUUUGGGGGAACUGUCAUGUCGUCCAUCUUUAUGCACAGUCUAUGCAUAGAUACUAAGAUCUGAAAGCACACGUCUUAAUUUGUGGUUGGACCAUUUCUCAACGAAGAACAUUCAGAUAAAGAUGCUGGACAGGACAGAUACCAGUAACCAUAUCUCUAAUGCAGGCUUCUCUUAUAUUAGAACCCUGUUUCUGUAACAAAUCAGCCUUUACCAAACACCAGCAGAUGUUAGUAGCUAAGUCCCUCUACAUCUCAAGUUUCACUUUCUAACACCAGCAGACAAGUUCUCAGCAUUGAAUGCAAGUUACUGCAUUGAUUAAGGCCAGUUCAUCUUUGACAAAAUCUUCUUGAUUUUGUUCUUCUCAGUCUCUCUGUACUGAAGCUGCACCUUGACUUAAACUUCACCUGUGUUGCUGACCUGUGCCACAACCUUUUGCUUGCUUGUCACUUGCUUUGCAUCUCUAGACAAAGGGAAAACCUCUCCCAAAGCGAAAGUCUGGUUAUUACUGUGAUGUUAGGUGGUUCAGAUCAGAGCAUUUAAAAACAGGAAGCUGUUUCAGUAACAGUCACAAGGAUGCUGUGUGGAUAUUUUAGCACAAUGGCACAGGUUUAUUCUUAAAGGAUAAUGUACUAGUGUAGGGUAAUAUAACACAACAGACAUUAGAAAGAUAAAUAUAUAUAUGUAUAUUUAUACACACACACACACAUAUUGGUGGUGACAAGUCAGAAACCUUUGUAGUUUUUUGUUCUUUUCUGUUUUUUUGUGAGAGCCGUAUACAAAUCAUGACUGAAACUCUCCUGGGAAUAAAUAUUUAGAGGAAUAACGGGAGAGAAACUGAAAUGCAGAAUGGAUCAGGACAGGGAACAAAGCUUGCUUUGCUGAAAGCACCUCUUAGUGUGUUGCUGACCGUCUCUUCCAGCUUCAAUCUCUGCAAAGCGACAACUCGUCUCUCAAGCGGCAGGUCACACCCAAUAUCUAUCAGAUCCCCAGCGGUUCAGACUACCCUGACCCUUCCAGUCCCUCAGCCCUGAAACGCCGGCAGUCUGCACAGGCCAGUCGGCCCAUGUCUAUGUAUGAGACCGGCUCAGGCCUGAAGCCCUAUCUCCCUAAAGGGGAAACUUCCUACCCUGAGGAGGGUAUCCCCACCAUGCAACCCUUCCCACCUCAUGUAAGUAAGAAUGUAAGUAAGACCUGUUCCCUGCUCUCCUUUGCCAUUUCCUCUCCUCUGCUAUGUUUCCAUGACUUUCCCUCAUGUAUUCACCUUGUCUGCAAACCUUUCUCCAAAAUGUUUCCUCACUCAUUUACCACUGGGUAGUUUUCUGCAGCAUCAGAGACAGAGUCCUCAAAAAGCACAAGUUCAUGCAUUUCAAUAAGAGUCAGUCACAUUUCAUUAUGUCCAGAUUUGAAGUUUACACAGGACUGUUGUGUGUGUGUGUGUGUGUAUACAGCUGUUGUUUACUGGAGCGCUGCUUGUUCCUCAGUCAGAACGUAGCUGUACAAACAAAGAGAUGCUGUUAUUCUGAUAAACUCUGAAGGUUUUUUGUAUUGUGUUUUAUGUUGAUGAAGCAUUAAAACUACCAUACAAAUA
Platichthys flesus (European flounder) is the source of this 4185-nucleotide messenger RNA. RefSeq names its product G protein-coupled receptor kinase interacting ArfGAP 2a (gene git2a). The transcript is spliced from 15 exons. The record is from RefSeq and is a predicted model, not a curated record. Gene Ontology annotation, biological process: brain development; regulation of ARF protein signal transduction. The coding region runs from base 308 to 1705 and encodes 465 amino acids. Gene Ontology annotation, molecular function: GTPase activator activity; protein binding. Lineage: Eukaryota; Metazoa; Chordata; Actinopteri; Pleuronectiformes; Pleuronectidae.